AUCAGCGCGCAGCUCUGUGUUUGUCCAGCUUUUUUGAAUUCAAGGAGACGAAACAUAGCAGUUUGCUGCGAGAAUGGGGCUUUACAGUUAAUUCGCAUUACACACAAUAACCGCGGAACUUGACGUAUUAUCUUGUUUCUUUGUUUUUUUUGUUUUCUUUAUUAGAAACGCGUUUCGUGUUGUAGCCGCGUGUGGUUUUGUUUGCAGGUGUUUUAGCUGCGUCCACCCUACCUGACUCUGCGGCGCCGGCCUGCUCCUGUCUCUCCUGCUGGGACAUCAGCUCUUGAUCUGCCAUGGCUGACAGCAGUACUCUCACACUGGGGGCGGCCCCCAGCCUGCUGGUGGACUCCUCUGUCUAUGACUCCAGGAUGGCCGAGACCUCCAGGGACCACCUGUUUCUUGGUCUGACUCCAGAGGAUGCUGAAGAUAUGCUGCCUCGUGUUGAAACCAGGGUUAUUCUUGUGGGAGAAGCAGGAAACAAUGAAGAACUUGUUAAGGCAUUGGAGGCCACUAAAAUAAUGGAGGUGCCAGUGGUAAAGAUUAAAGGAGCUGAACCCGGCAGUCAGUCGGGAGAAAAGUUUAUAAAAUCUAUAGUCAAUAUGGAAAUUAAGGUACCCUGUAUAAAGACUGACAAUGUGAAAGAGUUUGGAGAUGGAGAGAACGCGGAGUUUGAGACCGUGUUUGUGCUGACAGACUUUAAGUGCCCUGACUACAGCUACUUGUACAGGAAUGACAACAGGAUCAUCGGUCCACCUGUUGUGCUGCAUUGUGCAAUGAAAGAGGAGCCUCUUCCUUUUUCUUCUCGGCCUCUGUACUCCACCACCAUGGUCAGCCUGGUGCUGUGUUUCACUGGGUUCCGCAAGAAGGAGGAAGUGGUGAAUCUAGUGAAUCUGGUCCAUCACAUGGGAGGCACCAUCCGCAAGGACUUCAGUUCCAAAGUUACUCAUCUCAUAGCUCAUUCCACUCAUGGCGAGAAGUACCGGCUUGCUGUGUGUCUGGGCACGCCGAUCCUCAAGCCUGACUGGAUCUACAAAGCCUGGGAAAGAAGGAAUGAGCUCAAUUUUAAUGCAGGAGAUGAGGAGUUUCGGACCCAGUUCAAAGUGCCCCCCUUUCAAGACUGCCAGCUUAGUUUCCUGGGCUUCUCUGACGAGGACAAGAGAAACAUGGAAGAAAUGACAGAAAUGCAAGGUGGCCGGUAUUUGGAAGUUGGGGAUGAAAAGUGCACUCACCUGAUCAUUGAAGAAAACACUAUAAAGGAGCUUCCUUUCAUUCCAUCCAAAAGACUGUAUGUGGUAAAGCAGGAGUGGUUCUGGGGGAGCAUUCAGAUGGACGCCAGGGCGGAGGAAUCAAUGUAUUUCUAUGAAAAGCCGGAAAGCCCAGCUCUGAAGAAGUCGGUCUCUCUGAUGUCCCUGAACACGCCAAGCAGCAAUCGCAAGAAGCGCCGUUUGAAAGACACCCUGGCACAGAUUGCCAGGGAAACGGAGAUCUCCCCCUUCCCCCCACGCAAGAGGCAGUCUGCUGAGCACUCCCUGUCGAUGGGCUCUCUCCUGGACAUCUCCAACACGCCCGAGUCGGGCAAGGCCGUCGGAGAAAACAUAAAGACAUCAAAAUGUUCUGCCCUGGCUCCUCCCAAGCAGUCUGCGCGAUGGCAGGUGGCCAAGGAGCUGUACCAGACUGAGAGCAACUAUGUGGAUAUCCUCACAACUGUGUUACAGUUGUUUAAAAAUCCACUGGAGAAGGAAGGACAGCUUGGAGGUCCUAUUCUUGCACAGGAAGAAAUUAAGACCAUCUUUGGCAGUAUCCCAGACAUCUAUGAUGUUCAUACCAGGAUAAAGGUGGAGCUCGAAGAACUGGUUCUGAACUGGUCAGAGGAUAGGAGUGUUGGAGAUAUCAUUUUGAAAUAUUCGAAAGACUUGGUGAAAGCUUACCCACCUUUUGUCAACUUCUUUGAAAUGAGUAAGGAAACCAUUGUCAGAUGUGAAAAACAGAAGCCAAGGUUUCAUGCUUUCUUAAAGAUUAAUCAGGCCAAGCCAGAAUGUGGCCGGCAGACGCUGGCGGAGCUGCUGAUCAGGCCAGUGCAGAGGUUGCCAAGCGUUGCUCUCCUUCUUAACGAUAUAAAGAAACACACUGCUGAUGACAAUCCUGACAAAAACACUUUAGAAAAGGCCAUCGAAUCGCUCAAAGAAGUCAUGACCCAUAUAAACGAGGACAAGAGAAAAACAGAAGGCCAGAAGCAGAUCUUUGAUGUCGUUUAUGAAGUUGAUGGUUGCCCCGCAAACCUCUUGUCUUCACAUCGCAGUCUGGUGCAGCGAGUUGAGACGAUUGCGUUAGGAGAUAAGCCCUGUGAUCGUGGGGAAAACGUCACGUUGUUUCUCUUCAAUGACUGUUUGGAGGUCGCAAGGAAACGCCACAAAGUAAUAACCACGUUCAGGAGCCCACAUGGGACCACACGGCCUCCAGCACCACUGAAGCACAUCACCCUCAUGCCUCUGUCUCAGAUCAGAAAGGUCCUAGACCUGAGGGAGACGGAAGAUUGCUGCAACGCUUUCGCCCUCGUGGUGCACCCCCCGACCGAACAGGACAACCUGUUGUUCAGUUUCCAGAUGACGGGGGAGGAGAUUGUGAAGGCCGAGUGGCUCAAGAUGCUGUGCAGGCACAUAGCCAACACCAUUUGUAAAGCAGACGCGGAAGAUCUGAUCCACUGCACUGAUCCCGACUCGGUGCAAGUCAACACUAAAGAUGUGGACAGCACGCUGAGCCGAGCAUCAAGAGCAAUCAAAAAGACAUCGAAGAAGGUUACUAGAGCUUUUUCCUUCACCAAAACCCCGAAGAGAGUGAUCCAGAGGGCCUUCAUGGUGACCAGCACUCCUGAUGGCAAGAGCCCAACUUCUGGCUUGGAGAAUUAUGGAGGCGGCUGCCAGGCAAGCAUGUCAUCACUGGCUGGAACCCAUUCUCCUUCAAUGGUCAACCUUUCAUCGAUGUUUGAAAGGAAGUAUCACACCUUCAGUCGAUCUACAACUCACCUCAUAUAACAGAGGUGUUCCCUGCGAGCCUCUGUUUGUAUCCUGCAGUAGGAAUAGGUUCACCCGAUUGUGAUGGUACUAAAAUUAAUCUUGUAUUGUCUAACAUAAGCUCAGAUAGAUAUUAUCUAUUGUGAGAAUGAAGGAUUUUUUUCUAUUUACCUUUGUUACAUUCACAAUUGCUUAACCCGUUUCUGUCCUGUUUCAAUUUUCAAUCAUAAGCCGAUGUACAGAAUCGAAGGUAAUCUUUUGCAAAUGUACUUAUUUUUUGUACUGGCAUAAACAAUAUUUGCAUAUUGUUUUCAGUGAAAUAGAGAAAAAUCAGCCAUUGAGACUAUCUCUGUUUGUUUUAAUGUAAAACCUGCUGCUUUUGGUAACUGCAUGUAGAAGAUUGUCAGCUUUUAUAAAGCUUUUGAAUACCUAGUUUUAAUGUGCGAUCAAGUGUAAGAAAAGGCAGAAGCACUGUUGCAGGAAGUACAAAAGAGUUUUUUAAGCAGCUAAUUAGCAAAGUACAUUUUACAGGGUCUUUGGUAAUGGACCUAAGGUGGUUGGUCGUACAAAAAUUUGUUUGUUAUGCAUGUAUAUUUUCCAAAGCCUCCUAUGUGAAUCUGUUCCUUUCUUCCUUUGAUCUAUUUAUAUGUAAAUUUGCACUUUCUCUUCCCAAGUGUGUCAUACCUGUAAUUGUCCUAGAUAAUUAUACUGGAGUUUAGUUUUUAUGGUACAGUGCACAGUUUCUGUAACCUGAAGCACUUACCCUUAUAUUUAUGUUAUAAUUCAGAUAAUCUGUCAUACUAUUUGUAAUAGGGGUAGUUACAUGUUUAUUGGCCUUUUGGCCUAAACGAGUUACAAUUGCUGAGAAUAAUCCUGUCUGACAGUGGUUUUCCACAGCCACUUUUUAUUAUGAGUAAAACUGACAUUUAUUGUUGCUGUAUUACAAUAAAAGAAGAAAAAUACAA
This is a messenger RNA of Lepisosteus oculatus (spotted gar), 3976 nucleotides long. RefSeq names its product epithelial cell transforming 2 (gene ect2). Lineage: Eukaryota; Metazoa; Chordata; Actinopteri; Semionotiformes; Lepisosteidae. Gene Ontology annotation, molecular function: GTPase activator activity; guanyl-nucleotide exchange factor activity. Gene Ontology annotation, cellular component: cell cortex; nucleus. Gene Ontology annotation, biological process: activation of GTPase activity; intracellular signal transduction; regulation of cytokinesis, actomyosin contractile ring assembly. The record is from RefSeq and is a predicted model, not a curated record.